CCUCCGGCGGGGAGACGUGAUUUUUUUUUUCCUUGAGCUGCUGGUGAAGACGGCGCCAUAUUGAAAGGCUAAAAUUCUUUUACUAAAAGCCUAAAACAUACGUUUGAGCCAAAAUGCUGUACUUAGAGGACUACCUGGAAAUGAUCGAGCAGCUUCCCAUGGAUCUGCGCGACAGGUUUACGGAAAUGAGAGAAAUGGACCUCCAAGUUCAGAAUGCCAUGGAUCAGCUGGAACAGAGGGUGAAUGAAUUUUUUAUCAAUGCAAAGAAGAACAAGCCAGAAUGGAGGGAGGAACAAAUGGAAGCAAUAAAAAAAGAUUAUUACAAAGCCCUGGAAGAUGCAGAUGAGAAAGUUCAAUUAGCAAAUCAGAUUUAUGACUUGGUUGACAGGCAUCUAAGAAAACUGGACCAAGAGCUUGCCAAAUUUAAAAUGGAAUUGGAAGCAGAUAAUGCUGGUAUUACAGAGAUUUUAGAAAGACGUUCUCUUGAGAUGGACAGUCCAUCACAACCUGUGAACAAUCAUCAUGCGCACUCACACGCUUCAGUAGAAAAAAGAAAAUACAUUACACCUGCUCAUCAUACAACCGAACACGUUCCUGAAAAGAAAUUCAAAUCUGAGGCUCUUCUUUCUACACUUACUUCAGACGCUUCUAAAGAAAACACACCAGGAUGCAGAAACAGCAAUUUGUCAUCCUCUUCUAACAACGUGUACAGUGUGAACCCCUCUCAGCCCUUGGCAUCUUACAAUCUAACCUCACUGCCUUCCGGAGCUGGGGCUGGGGCUGGCGCCAUUACCAUGGCAGCUGCCCAGGCAGUGCAAGCAACAGCACAGAUGAAAGAAGGCAGAAGAACGUCCAGUUUGAAGGCUAGCUAUGAAGCUAUUAAAAACAACGACUUCCAACUUGGUAGAGAAUUUUCUUUAACAAGAGAGCCAACAGGGUAUUCGUCAUCAGCUUUGGCAUCUACACUUACACAGACGUUGACUUCUUCCACAUCUGACUCGAGAAGCGGGCGGAAAAAUAAAAGCAGUACAAAGUCGUCAAACCACCAAUCUUCAUCCUCCUCCUCCUCUUCCUCCCUCUCCUCUUGCUCGUCAUCCUCCGCUCUGGCACAGGAACUGUCCCAGCAAGCCUCCACACUCCCAGAGUCCGAUUCUAACAACCAGGUCGACUGGACAUAUGACCCCAAUGAACCCCGCUAUUGUAUUUGUAAUCAGGUGUCUUAUGGAGAGAUGGUGGGCUGUGAUAAUCAAGAUUGCCCUAUAGAGUGGUUCCAUUAUGGAUGUGUUGGAUUGACAGAAGCUCCUAAAGGAAAAUGGUACUGUCCUCAGUGUACUGCUGCUAUGAAGAGGAGAGGUAGCCGACAUAAAUAGAUGGCUCUAUUCAGGUGACCAGAGAUAAAGCAGUGUCUUAAGGACCUAAAUUCCAUUUGUCAUUGACUUUUUUCUGAACAUUUGUGCUGUUCUUUUUUAUGCAACAUUUUAUACAUGCUGCACUGCCCCAGAAUAAUUAGUUGUUUUUUGUGUUAAAAGUCCAUAAUGGUAAUUUCAUGUAUCAGUCUAAAAGUGUACUACUCCAGAUAAAUUGAAUUCUCAAAAGUAUGCAAGUGUUUCAAUAAAUAAGCAACAACAGCUCUCAUGAUAAUGCUUUUAUUUGGUACAUACUGUAUCACUGCGCCUCAUAAGUCUCUAAACCGAUUUAUACAGGUCUGCCACCCUGACACUAAUGUAUGGAAUCUGAUGUUGUAAAAGCUGUGUCAGGCUCCUGGAGCCAACACUUAAAUGCCUACUGCACUUUACUGUAGGUUGUAAAUCUUGUGUUGGCUGAGGCUUUAUUUAAAGGACUGUAGAGACGGAAAUAACUGGGUGCUAGAUCAGGCCUGUGAUGUGGGUGGUCCGGGCCCUCGCACCUGUAACACUGUGAAACACACACACUGGUGCAACUGAUGGCAUGUAGUCUGAUUUUGCCUUGCAGCACCAAUGAUGUGCAGAAGUGGCAACCAGAUUGUAUUGGAUGAAUAGCCUCUCAUGUCCAGUCCAGCAUGUGACAGGAGCAUUCUGUGCUUGUACACAUUCGGAAAAUUCCCGUCAGUUUUAAACUAGUAAUUGUCGCCAUGGAAGAGCAGCACUCUUCCCCUGUGGCUCAUUCUGUAUCUGAAGACGGUGUUAUGGUACUGUACCUAUUCAAACCCUCCGUAGCAAAAUAUGCCAUAGGAACAUCAGCCACAGCUGAACAAGGCUUCACAACCAAAACAUUUUUUCUUCUUUUUACAUUUCUGCAUAGCAUUAACCUCUGCUUGUUCCUUUGCAGCACAAACACUGACAUCCCUCCUCAUUCUAGACAGUGUAGAAAAUUAUUUAUUACUUUAAUUUGGGAAACACCCUUGUAUGUAAAAGACAUUCCACAGUUCAUUUACCAUAUAAAUGAAACUCUUGGCAGCAUGUAGUGUAUUUUGUAUCUAUUGUAUGAAAUAAAUACUCAAAGAAAGUUUGGAAAUACACAAUGAUAAAUCAGUAUCCAUCACCAAAUGUGGUUAAAGACUGACUUUAAAGAACAUGGAGAGAAGUAAUUUAGCUAUUACCCAAAAUAUAUUUGAGCUUUUUUAGAAAGCAUCAGAAUAUAUCAGCAGGCUGAAGGAAAAAGAAAAUGUUCUUUAGAUAUCUGCAGUUACAAUUGUACAUUAUAGGAACAGUACUUUGUAGUGUGUAAAUCUGUGCCAUCAGUCUGUCAUUUUGCACUAAAUAUAGUGCUUAAUGUAUGAGAGAUGUUGAAAAAAAUAAAAUUAUCAAAUUCUUUUGAUAGUA
Molecule: messenger RNA, 2801 nt
Organism: Lepisosteus oculatus (spotted gar)
Lineage: Eukaryota; Metazoa; Chordata; Actinopteri; Semionotiformes; Lepisosteidae
Gene: ing3
Product: inhibitor of growth family, member 3
Biological process (GO): regulation of DNA-templated transcription
Cellular component (GO): NuA4 histone acetyltransferase complex
Source: RefSeq, a predicted model, not a curated record